AUAUGGAUAACUACAGUACCCAUCUAUCCUCAAUCACAUAAACAAUCAAAGAAAAAGGAGACGUUUCAACACAAACUUUAAGUUUCAAAAAAUGGAAAAUAGGGUCAACCAAAGAAGAGUGUCAUUUUCUAGUCCAGAAUCACAUAAGCAUACAAGAGAUGAUGAAUUUGCAACUGCAAUAGCAGCUACUGCAUAUUCCAUUUAUUCAUUAGAAGAAGCAGGGUUGCUUGAUUUGAAGAAAAUAAAAGAUAGUCCAAAGUUUUCAAAGAGCCCAACUGUAAGAAGAAAAGACGAGAACAUACCAAGGCAACUAAGUUAUGUCCCAGGUGAAACUUCAGCGAAAAGACCAUUAAUACAAGAAAUAAGGACAACAGAACGUGCUUUUCCUCUUAGAAGUUCAAGUGGUAUAUCCCCAACAGGAGGGUACCAAAAGCAAAAAGGGUUUAAAAUACAAAACAAAAAUGAUAAGGUAAAAGCAGAAGCUUGGGAAAAGGCUAAGAUAGAAAGGAUUCAAAAACGGUAUGAAAAGAUGAAGUCCCAAAUCCUCUCUUGGGAGAGUGAGAAAAGAAUCGAAGCAAAACUCCACAUGGAAAGGAAGAAGAAUGAAAAUGAUCACAAAAGAGCAAAUGAAAUAGAACAUUACAAGAGAAAGAUAGCAAGAAUAGAUAAGAUUGGAGAAAGAGCAAUUAAAGAGUUGGAAGAGCAUAGAAGAAAAGAAGAGUUGAAGGUCAGAGAAAAAGCUAACAAAAUCAGAAAAACAGGCAAAGUCCCUGUUACAUGUUUCUGUUUCAAGUCUUUAUAGGAUCAAAGAAUUUAAUGUAAUUUCAAAGAAUUUCUUCCUCAACCUGGCUUCAGAAAUUCAUUCAUAACAAUACAUAACAAAGAUUACUUAUAUACAAAUUUGCAUCUCAUAUUGUUCAUAUACUAUUAUACUUGUUCAAAUUUCAUAUUUAAUGUCAACU
Messenger RNA from Cicer arietinum (chickpea), 962 nucleotides. RefSeq lists its product as uncharacterized. NCBI's taxonomy places the organism in Eukaryota, Viridiplantae, Streptophyta, Magnoliopsida, Fabales, Fabaceae. The record is from RefSeq and is a predicted model, not a curated record.